UCGCGGGGGGCGGGGCGCGGCGGCUGGCGGGAAAGCGGCUGGCGGGCGAUCGGCAGAGGCGGCGGAGCUCCUCGUCCGGGCCGGCGCCAUGCACGUCGUCAAGCGAGAUGGCCGCCACGAGCGCGUCAUGUUCGACAAGAUCACCUCCCGAAUCCAGAAGCUCUGCUACGGCCUCAAUUUGGACUUCGUGGAUCCCGCUCAAAUCACCAUGAAGGUGAUCCAGGGUCUCUACAGCGGGGUGACAACCGUAGAACUGGACACGCUGGCUGCUGAGACGGCAGCCACCCUCACAACCAAGUACCCCGACUACGCCAUCCUAGCCGCACGAAUCGCUGUCUCCAACCUUCACAAAGAAACAAAGAAAGUCUUUAGCGAUGUGAUGGAAGACCUCUACAACUAUGUGAAUCCACACAAUGGCAAACAUUCUCCAAUGAUCUCCAAAGAAACACUCGACAUUGUAGAGGCCAACAAAGAUCGACUGAACUCUGCAAUAAUUUACGAUCGGGAUUUCUCCUACAAUUACUUUGGCUUUAAGACUCUGGAGCGCUCCUAUCUUCUGAAAAUCAAUUCUAAAGUGGCUGAGCGUCCCCAGCAUAUGCUGAUGAGGGUGUCUGUGGGAAUCCACAACAACGACAUUGAGGCGGCCAUCGAGACCUACAACCUCCUUUCCGAGAAAUGGUUUAUCCACGCCUCCCCGACUCUCUUCAACGCCGGGACCAACCGCCCCCAGCUCUCCAGCUGCUUUCUGCUCUGCAUGAAGGACGACAGCAUCGAAGGGAUCUACGACACGCUGAAGCACUGCGCGCUCAUCUCCAAGUCUGCGGGUGGAAUUGGGGUGGCGGUGAGCUGCAUCCGAGCCACCGGCAGCUACAUUGCUGGGACAAAUGGGAACUCCAACGGGCUGGUCCCAAUGUUGAGAGUCUACAACAACACGGCUCGCUACGUGGACCAAGGGGGGAACAAGAGGCCUGGAGCCUUUGCCAUCUACCUGGAACCGUGGCACUUUGAUGUCUUUGAGUUUCUGGACUUGAAGAAAAACACUGGGAAGGAGGAGCAGCGGGCUCGGGACCUUUUCUAUGCUCUCUGGAUCCCAGACCUCUUCAUGAAACGGGUGGAGACCAACCAGGACUGGUCCCUGAUGUGUCCAAACGAGUGCCCAGGUCUUGACGAGGUCUGGGGAGAAGAUUUUGAGAGGCUCUAUGAGAGCUAUGAGAGGCAGGGGCGCGUUCGCAAAGUGGUGAAGGCUCAGCAGCUCUGGUACGCCAUCAUCGAGUCGCAGACGGAGACAGGAACGCCGUACAUGCUGUACAAGGACUCUUGCAACCGGAAGAGCAACCAGCAGAACCUCGGAACCAUCAAGUGUAGCAACCUGUGCACCGAAAUUGUGGAGUACACCAGCAAGGAUGAGGUUGCGGUCUGCAACUUGGCCUCCAUUGCCCUGAACAUGUACGUCACGCCAGAGCACACGUACGAUUUCAGGAAGCUGGCUGAGGUCACCAGAGUCAUUGUCCGGAACCUGAACAAGAUCAUCGACAUCAACCACUACCCGGUGGUGGAGGCCGAGAACUCAAACAAGAGCCACCGCCCCAUUGGCAUCGGGGUGCAAGGCCUGGCGGACGCCUUCAUCCUCAUGAGGUUCCCCUUUGAGAGUCCCGAGGCCCAGCUGCUCAACCAGCAGAUCUUCGAGACCAUCUACUACUCGGCUCUGGAGUCCAGCUGCGAGCUCGCCAGGGAACACGGGCCGUAUGACACCUACGAGGGCAGCCCGGUCAGCAGAGGAAUCCUUCAAUACGACAUGUGGAAUGUGACUCCCACAGACCUUUGGGACUGGAGUGCUUUGAAGGCAAAAAUUGCCCAGUACGGGGUCAGGAACAGCCUCCUCGUGGCCCCGAUGCCAACAGCUUCUACGGCUCAGAUUUUGGGUAACAAUGAGUCUGUGGAGCCCUACACCAGCAACAUCUACACCCGCCGGGUUCUCUCGGGGGAGUUUCAGAUAGUGAACCCCCACUUGUUGAAAGACCUGACUGAGAGGGGCCUGUGGAACGAGGAGAUGAAGAACCAGAUCAUUGCCUUCAGUGGCUCCAUCCAGAACAUCCCGGAGAUUCCCGAGGACUUGAAGCAGCUCUACAAGACAGUGUGGGAGAUCUCCCAGAAAACCAUCCUGAAGAUGGCAGCCGAUCGGGGGGCGUUCAUCGACCAGAGUCAGUCGCUGAACAUCCACAUUGCGGAGCCCAACUACGGGAAGCUGACCAGCAUGCACUUCUAUGGGUGGAAGCAGGGCCUGAAGACGGGGAUGUACUACCUGAGGACCAAGCCAGCGGCCAACCCCAUUCAGUUCACCCUGAACAAGGAGAAGCUGAAGGAGAAGAGCUCCAAGGCAGAGGAGGAGAAGGAGCGGAACAAGGCCGCCAUGGUGUGCUCCUUGGAGAACAGGGACGAGUGCCUGAUGUGCGGGUCCUAAGGAGCUGCUGGACCUGGCACCCCCGCGCCUCCCCCGCCCCCGAGCUAGGUUAGGCAGGUCUGGGUUCCUUUGCUGUGCAGCGAGGCUGUGGCGCUGUGCUGGCGGGAGAGGAGGCCGGAAGUGCGCAGGUAGCUGGGCAGCAGCAAUAAUGCACUCGGCUCCCCUUGGAAACAGCCAAGCCAGGAUCGGGGAUUAGGGUCUGGGGGGAGGGAAGCAGAUGGAAACUGCUGGAACGACUGGUAGCAAGAACCCGCAAGGGCCCUCGAGCAGCCCCGCGUUCCGAGCGCUGUGACCAAGAGGCUGCUCCUAAGGACGUGCAGGGAGCCGAGCUCAGGCACGCUGGGGCCGGGGGAUUGGGCUCCCGUGACAGUCGCGUCUGGCCUCUGGCCUGUUCCUUUCUGGAGAGAAAGUGCUCGGCCUGCUGUUCUGCGGCACCUUCCGAUCGGGUCUUUUCCACGUAUCCAUAGGCUGUCUUUGGGGAAGGAUUCCAUUUUUAUAGAUAGGACAAUUCCAAUUCCUCCCUCCCUCGUUGUAAAGCCUGUACAAACGUUGCUGGGUUAAGAUCCCGACUGUCCUUAGUUGCGCAGCGUUGUCAGGGCCUCUUGGGCUGGGCUACCCUUACUAAACAAGAAUGCUUCUUGACUCCACUGUUUAGUUUUCUAGCAAAAUCCGUGACUUCCUUUUCGACUAUUUAUUGUAUUUGGGUACUCUGCAUGUAGACUUGAACCCUUUAUGCUUAUCCAAUACAUCAAUAAAGACUGCGUAUAAAGUUG
Molecule: messenger RNA, 3234 nt
Organism: Candoia aspera
Lineage: Eukaryota; Metazoa; Chordata; Lepidosauria; Squamata; Candoiidae
Gene: RRM1
Product: ribonucleotide reductase catalytic subunit M1
Exons: 19
Coding region: 89-2461 (790 amino acids)
Biological process (GO): DNA replication; deoxyribonucleotide biosynthetic process
Cellular component (GO): ribonucleoside-diphosphate reductase complex
Molecular function (GO): ATP binding; ribonucleoside-diphosphate reductase activity, thioredoxin disulfide as acceptor
Source: RefSeq, a predicted model, not a curated record